AGCCUGGCCUCUGGGGGCGUGUCCCACUCAGGGCCCGCCCCCUCGCGUCUGCACGUCGCGCCGUCCUCGCGCUCGCCGUUUGGCUGCUGCGACUGCGGAGGCUGAGGGAGUAGCUGACUGGCGAGCUCACUAGCUGACUGACUGGCAGACCGGUGGCGGAUUCAGAGUGAGGGUAGCAAGAAUCACUCAGCAACAAUGUCAGCAGAAGUGGAGACUUCUGAAGGGGUAGAUGAGUUGGAGAGAAAGAAUCCUGUGGCCCCAGAAAAGGAAAACCAUAUCAGAAUGCCUGAUCUCUCUGAGCUGCUGAAGGAAGGAACCAAGGAAGCACAUGACCGGGCAGAAAACACCCAGUUUGUCAAGGACUUCUUGAAAGGCAACAUUAAGAAGGAGCUAUUUAAGCUGGCCACAACUGCACUUUACUUCACAUACUCGGCCCUCGAGGAAGAAAUGGACCGAAACAAGGACCACUCAGCCUUUGCCCCCUUGUACUUCCCCAUGGAGCUGCACCGGAAGGAGGCACUGACAAAAGACAUGGCGUAUUUCUUUGGUGAAAACUGGGAGGAACAGGUGAUGUGCUCUCAGGCCACCCAGAAGUAUGUGGAGCGGAUCCACUAUGUGGGGCAAAAUGAGCCAGAGUUGCUUGUGGCCCAUGCAUAUACCCGCUAUAUGGGGGACCUUUCAGGGGGACAGGUGCUGAAGAAAGUGGCCCAGCGGGCCCUGAAGCUCCCCAGCACAGGGGAAGGGACCCAGUUCUACCAGUUUGAGAAUGUGGACAAUGCCCAGCAGUUCAAGCAGUUCUACCGGGCCAGGAUGAAUGCCUUGGAUCUAAGCCUGAAGACCAAAGAGAGAAUCGUGGAGGAAGCUAACAAGGCUUUUGAGUACAACAUGCAGAUAUUUGAUGAACUGGACCAGGCUGGCUCCAUGCUGGCUAGAGACACCCUGGAAGAUGGGUUCCCUGUGCAUGAUGGGAAGGGAGACAUCCGUAAAUGCCCCUUCUAUACUGCUCAACAAGACAAAGGUGCCCUGGAGGGCAACAGCUGCCCCUUCCGGACAGCCAUAAGUGUGCUGAGGAAACCCAGCCUCCAGUUAAUUCUGGCCACCAGUGUGGCCCUGGCUGCUGGACUUUUGGCCUGGUACUACAUAUGAAGGACCUGUCAUGCCAUGGUGGCACCCUCCUCCCAAGUGACCACUGCCCACUCCUAUCUCCACUUCUUGACUACCACCUCAGGUGACUUUUUAAAAUGCUGGGUUUGAGAAAACAAGCAACCAAUAAAAAAGUCAGAUGCUAGAGCCUCUGCCUGAUGGCAUAUUCUCUGCGGGCCCGAUGCACAGCACAGCAGGGCAGGCCUGGCCCGGGCCUCUGAACCAGCUUUGCUCCAAAGCUCCUCAACCUCUUGGGCCCCAGACACUUUCUCUCCCCAGUAUGUGGGGAAGCUAUCCUUGUCUUGAUAGAAGUGAGUAGCCAGCAUGCCAAGGUUCGGGGCUAGGGGUUUCUUGCCAAAUGAUGCUGCUCAACUUUUGGGCCUCUCACCUCUUAAGGAGUUUGGGGGUGGGCAGAAGCAAGGCCCCUCUGCUUCUGCAGCUCUAGAACUCAUCACUCUCAACUAGGAUGCUCCUGAGGUCUACUAAUCUGGGCUGUCCCCUCUGACCUGUAUAAAUGCUUAGUAAAAUAGACUGCAUGGGGCUGGGGAUUUGGCUCAGCGGCAUAAGCGCCUCUCUCGCAAAGUGUGCGGUUGUGAGUUUGAUCCCUGGUGCCGAUAAAAAAGACUAAAUAAAUAAAUAAAUAAAUAAAUAAAUAAAUAAAAUAGACUGUA
Messenger RNA from Cavia porcellus (domestic guinea pig), 1814 nucleotides. RefSeq names its product heme oxygenase 2 (gene Hmox2). Gene Ontology annotation, biological process: response to oxidative stress; heme catabolic process; heme oxidation. The transcript is spliced from 6 exons. Bases 196 to 1146 code for a protein of 316 amino acids. Lineage: Eukaryota; Metazoa; Chordata; Mammalia; Rodentia; Caviidae. Gene Ontology annotation, molecular function: heme oxygenase (decyclizing) activity; heme binding. The record is from RefSeq and is a predicted model, not a curated record.